CGUAGCUAUUUUCUUACCUGUCGUUUUUAAUUAUUUUGAGUUUUUUCAUUCAUUUAAAGGAGCCAAUUCAGUUAGCAAGUCCGAGUACAUGCAACAUAAAUUCCAUUGGAGGCUGGUUUAUUUCAGAAACCCAGUGUUGUGAAACUUUGAGCCCUCUCUUACUUCCACCCUGCACUUUAGAUGAAUUCGGUGCUGCUUUUAGGAAUCUCCACACCCGUCCUGAGUGGAAAUUUCUCCCCUGAAGAAAACCUUCACUACGCAUGUUUUUUACGGCACGACUGAGGCUGCAGGGGAGAUGCAGACGGUUUGGGGUGAGGUGACUCUAUUAUCUGCUGGAGAGGCAGGAAGGAGGAGGGUGCUGGAGGAGAGGUGGGGGUCCUUCCCAGACUCACUGGAGCCUUGCUGUAACAGCCUCAUUGAGGCUGAAUGGGACGUCUUAAUUACUCCAGUUGUGAAAACUGAAGGAGGGGAUGCAGCAUGCUUUGAUCUUCAGGUUGGGGCAUCUGCUAUAAAUACGGCCCGCUUGGAGAUGCAAUCAUAACUCUCUGACUCUUGCAAGUGAUCAUCUUGAGAAGUACCUUGCUCCGACCUGGACUCUGAGCUAAGCUUAAUUUUUUUUUUUUAAGAAAAGGACACAAAGGGAUAUUUUCUUCUUCUUCUAACCUUCAUGCAGAGAGAAACUUUACGAUCAGUGGCCAUGAAGGGACAUUUCUCCAUCGAGUGGAUGGCCCAAAGCAGUAAGCCAGCAGGGCCCGGGACUUUCCCAGCAGCUUGGGGGACGCAUUCAGAGAGUCUGCCGGGAUUUUACUGCAGGCCAAAAUCUGAAAAGCUGCUGGAAGCAGAACAGAAACACAGCCAGACUUUAAGUCAGGAAGGUCCAGAGCACCAAACAUCUCCCAGUAAUCAAGCGAUCGAGGCCGGGUUCAGCAGCAGCACUGAGGAGGAGACCUCUGGGUACGAGAGCGAAGGCGGUCAGCCCCAUUCCCCGUCCACCCACGCCACCAGCACCUCCUCCACGUCUCCACCCUCCCCACCCGUGGGCAGGAGGCCCCGCACCGCCUUCACAGCAGAGCAGAUCAGCAGCCUGGAGAGGGCAUUCAAGAGGAACGCUUACCUGGGCACACAAGACAAGGCGGAGCUCUGCAAGAAGCUCAACCUCUCUGACAAACAGAUCAGAAACUGGUUCCAGAACAGGCGGAUGAAGCUGAAGAGGACGGUGCAGGACGCCUUGGCUCACGCCUGCCAGGCCAACGUCGCCUCUCACUUCAUGCAUUACCCUGAGCUGCAGGCCUACAGGCCUGAGCCGUACCCCAGAUACCACUCAGCCCCGGCAGCGGUGGGGCCAGAGGCCAUGACUCCUGCAUCCUACAUUCAUCCCCACAGCCUUCAGUACAGCUCCCCUCUGCCCGGCACCUCCGCUCUGCCCCUGGACUCCUUCUACCAGUACAGCAGCCUCCCAGGAGUCAUGCUGCCCACUGCUGCCUCUCAUCUCAGGGGACCCUACCCACCGUACCCUCAGUACUACUGAUCAGUGGCGCUGAAAACUAACCGUACCACCAUCAGAUCUAGCAUUCCUGAAACAAAAGAAGAUAUUUUUAAACAAAACCACUGCUAUCAUGCUGUUAGGAUUAAUAGAACCAAAUGGCUUCCAUAUCCUUAAACUCUGAAGCUCAAACGUGAACUGGGUGGCGUGCAAUAAUAUGAGCAGUGCGGUAAUCUCUGCCUGUGUACAGUUUGGAUCUAUUUAAAUGUGGACUAAUGAAGCGGUUUAUUUAGGGGUGUGUUUUAAUGUGUCUGUAAAACUAAAGCUUAAUAAAGAGGGAUUAU
Messenger RNA from Fundulus heteroclitus (mummichog), 1827 nucleotides. RefSeq names its product ventrally expressed dharma/bozozok antagonist (gene ved). Gene Ontology annotation, biological process: central nervous system development; endocrine pancreas development; neuron projection morphogenesis. The record is from RefSeq and is a predicted model, not a curated record. Gene Ontology annotation, molecular function: sequence-specific double-stranded DNA binding. The coding region runs from base 668 to 1528 and encodes 286 amino acids. Lineage: Eukaryota; Metazoa; Chordata; Actinopteri; Cyprinodontiformes; Fundulidae. Gene Ontology annotation, cellular component: nucleus. The transcript has 3 exons.